Messenger RNA from Myotis davidii, 2535 nucleotides. Its product is annotated as protocadherin alpha-13. The record is from RefSeq and is a predicted model, not a curated record. Gene Ontology annotation, cellular component: plasma membrane. Gene Ontology annotation, molecular function: calcium ion binding. NCBI's taxonomy places the organism in Eukaryota, Metazoa, Chordata, Mammalia, Chiroptera, Vespertilionidae. Gene Ontology annotation, biological process: homophilic cell-cell adhesion.
AGAGGCUGAUUUUCAAAAGUCCAUGUACAAUACUCCCCCUCUUAAAAUUCUGCAUGGAAGUUUUACACAUGCAAAAAUAUACUUAUGAAAAAAGGAACUCACCAACCAUUUUUCAAUUAACAACCAAUGCUGAGCAGAAUACAGUGAUUUACUGCUUUUGGAAAGAAAAACAGUUACCUAUCUGCAGUGAAAAACCUCAGAAAAAGUAAAACAGAAACAAAACACCCUACCAAAACGGAAAACGUGAAGACAGAAUCAUUUUACACUUACACAUUCAUGCGCAUGGUGUCGCUCUUCACUGAGAACGUUUCCUCUAAGAACGCGCCUCCGCUUCCUCCUCCUGCAGAAAAUUUGGCAUAGAGUGGAAAACCUCUAGCGAAUUCUCCCACGAUAGAAGGCCGUAUAAUUGGAUCUGGAGAGUCAGUUUGAGGUAAGGUAUUCUAUAUACUUCAGAUAUUUCUGAAGCCUUUUGAGUGUACCAUGCUGUUUUCCCGGCGAGGAGGCCCAGGAACCCGACGUUUGCUGCUCUCGCUUUUGCUCCUCACAAUCUGGAAGGCGGGGAGCGGCCAGGUCCACUACGCGGUCCCGGAGGAGGCCAAGCACGGCACCUUCGUGGGCCGCAUCGCGCAGGACCUGGGGCUGGAGCUGGGGCCGCGCCUGUUCCGGGUGGCGUCCAAGGGCCGCGGGGACCUCCUGGAGGUAAAUCUGCAGAAUGGCAUUUUGUUUGUGAAUUCUCGGAUCGACCGCGAGGAGCUGUGCGGGCGGAGCGCGGAGUGCAGCAUCCACCUGGAGGUGGUGGUGGAGCGGCCGCUGCAGGUGUUCCACGUGGAGGUGGAGGUGAAGGACAUUAACGACCACCCGCCCGUCUUUCCUGAAAAUAAGAAAAGAAUAAUCAUUGCAGAAUCUAGACCUCCGGAAACUCGGUUUCCACUAGAUGGCGCUUCCGAUGCAGAUGUUGGAGUAAACUCCGCCUUGACCUACCGAAUGGAUCCCAGCGAUUAUUUCGCGCUGGACACACAACAUAACCGUCAACAAACGUCUUCGUUAUCACUUGUGUUGAGGAAACCACUGGACAGAGAGGAAAUCCAGGAACACAGGUUAUUGCUGACAGCCACUGAUGGAGGUAAACCCGAGCUGACCGGCACCGUUCAGCUGCUGAUCACAGUUCUGGAUGUGAAUGACAACGCCCCAGAAUUUGACAAAUUCAUUUACAAGGUGAAAGUUUUAGAGAACGCAUUCAAUGGAACAUUAGUGUUCAAGCUAAAUGCCACAGAUCCUGAUGAUGGGAUAAAUGGAGAUAUAAUCUACUCAUUUAGAAGGCCUGUGUCGCCUGCAGUAUUGAAUGCAUUUAUCAUAAAUCCCAACAGUGGAGAAAUUAGGACCAAAGGUAAACUGGAUUUUGAAGAAGAGAAAUUUUAUGAAAUACCCGUUGAGGCAGUUGACCAGGGGAAUAUUCCCAUGGCGGGUCAUUGUACCAUUUUGGUGGAAAUACUAGACAUAAAUGAUAACACUCCAGAAGUUGCUAUCACUUCUCUGUCACUCCCGGUGCCAGAGGAUGCUCAGGUGGGCACCGUCAUUGCCUUGGUCAGCGUGUCCGACCGUGACUCUGGCACUAACGGACAGGUGACCUGCUUAUUAACACCGCAUGUCCCCUUCAAGCUGGUGUCCACAUUCAAGAAUUACUAUUCACUGGUGCUGGACAGCGCCCUGGACCGUGAGAGCGAGUCGGACUACGCUGUAGUAGUGACCGCGCGGGACGGGGGAUCGCCUUCUCUGUCGUCCACAGCCAGCGUGUCCGUGGAGGUGGCCGACGUGAACGACAACGCGCCGCUGUUCGCGCAGCCCGAGCACACGGUGUUCGUGAAGGAGAACAACCCGCCCGGCGGCCACAUCUUCACGGUGUCGGCGCGGGACGCGGACGCGCAGGAGAACGCGCGGGUGUCCUACUCGCUGGUGGAGCGGCGGGUGGGCGAGCGCGCGCUGUCGAGCUACGUGUCGGUGCACGCGGAGAGCGGCCAGGUGUCCGCGCUGCAGCCGCUGGACCGCGAGGAGCUGGAGCUGCUGCAGUUCCAGGUGAGCGCGCGCGACGCGGGCGAGCCUCCUCUGGGCAGCACCGUGACGCUGCAGGUGUUCGUGCUGGACGAGAACGACCACGCGCCCGCGCUGCUGCCUCCGGCCCCGGGCGUGUCUGCUGGCUCUGCGAGCGCGGAGGCGGCGCUGGUGGACGUGAACGUGUACCUGAUCAUCGCCAUCUGCGCGGUGUCCAGCCUGCUGGUGCUCACCCUGUUGCUCUACACAGCGCUGCGGUGCUCCGCGCAGCCCACGGAGGGCGCGUGCGGGCCGGGGAAGCCGGUGCUGGUGUGCUCCAGCGCCGUGGGGAGCUGGUCGUACUCCCAGCAGAGGCGGCAGAGGGUGUGCUCUGGGGAGGGGCCGCCCAAGACGGACCUCAUGGCCUUCAGCCCCAGCCUACCUCCUUGUCCGAUUUCUUCAGAGGGAACAGGUGAAAAAGAAGCAGAAUUAGGACAUUUGAAAGAG